Bactrocera oleae (olive fruit fly) is the source of this 3747-nucleotide messenger RNA. Lineage: Eukaryota; Metazoa; Arthropoda; Insecta; Diptera; Tephritidae. The record is from RefSeq and is a predicted model, not a curated record.
GCUAAAGAGAACUAUGAAGGCUUAAAUGGCACCAAUCGAACCGUCACAUUACAAACAUUAAUGAGUGCAAAUGUUUUGCAAUCGGGUAAAGCGGUAAUGACUAUAGACUAUUUGGGUCAAAAAUUUGUCGGAGAUUUGAUGCCGGACGGUAAAAUAAAAUCACAAGAAACUGAAACAGUAUUUCUUACUCCAAGUGCGUGGGCAGUGCAUUGCAAACGGUUUAUAAAUCCUGAUAAAAAAAGUGGAUGUGGUUGGGCAUCUGUGAAAUAUAAAGGAAAAAAGUUAGAUGUCUAUAAAAAUUCAUGGCUACGAAAGUGUGCGUUGCAAAAAGAUGUCAACUUGGAUGAUUCAGAAUCAGAAGCUGAUAAGAAGUCGGAUUGCCUUUUGACUAAUAUAAAGCGAAAUAUAUGCCCAUACAAUACUAUAAUGAACCGAAAUUUACCACAUGAUGGAAAUAUGUUAAUAAAAGCAGUGUCGUUUAUAUCAAUGGGAAAAGUACAACCAUUUUUAGUUACAUUUAAUUCUUCGGCUUUGCUGUUGGCUGAUUUCCACUGUCAUUUAACCAUGCGUGAAGUUUGCGGUUAUUUUGGAGGUCACUGGGAUAUAAAUACGCACACAUUGAACAUAACUAAGGCAUACCCUUGUAGAAAUUUUCAAAAAUCAGUUCAAGAGGAACACGAUAUAAAAAAUAUGAUAAUGUGCGAUCAACUUCUACUUGUUGGGUGGUAUCAUUCACAUCCGAAAUUUCAAGCGGAACCUUCAUUACGAGAUUGCGAUGCCCAGUUAGACUUCCAAAUUCGAAUGCGCGGUUCUUCAGAUACUACGUAUACACCAUGUGUGUCAACAAUAGUUUCUCCAUAUUAUGAUGAAAAUCCAAGCUUAGAAUCAGUAAUUAAAUCUGUAUGGGUCAUGCCGCCGAAUGAGACCAAACAAAUUUUGGAAUAUGGACGUCCGAUGUUAAUGCAAUACUCAGUCAUAUUGGAUAAGGAAACACCAGCAUAUGUGCAUUCUCAACUGCAAGCAUGUGCUACUUAUUAUGCAAGAUCGCGAAAUGAAUUGAUUAAAUUUAACAGCAUUUUUAUUGAAGACGUUACAUUUUUAGAAAAGUUAAAACACACAUUAUAUUUAAAACUUCCUGCGGAACAGGAUAAUACUAUCCUUUGGAACUUGAUUUGUGAAAUUUUAGGGAACGAAGACAAAUUUAUUCCUCCUAAAACAGUGACAGAUAUUGGCAAGAAGGCCAGCCAAACUUUUUCUGUAGCAUUUAGUGUUGAUCUACCUCAAGAUGAAAUUAAACAAGUUAUACAUGAUAAAAAGUUUGUUGAAAUAGAAAAACAUGAUCUUGAUAAAAAGGGUAGCGAAAUAAAAGUUAUGUCACUGCAGGAGCAACUUUGUUUACCAUCUGGAUUAAACAUGAAUCCAGUUCGUACAUUUGCAUCUUUGGCGUCGUCUAAUCAGUUAGGAUCCAAUAAUAUACCAUCGCUAUCGACUAAAAGUACUAACGCUUCACCUUACCAAACAUCUACUAGUUCCACCGUUACAACUUUAAGUUCAGAAAUACUCUCACCGUUGCCGUCAAUCGGAACUUCUUUUCCAGCUGCGUCUUUUACAGAAAUACAUUUGCGUGACAGUCCAAUCACUGUACCUUCAUGCUCCGCAAGUCCAGUUAAAUCGGAAAUACCUCUCUUAAGCUCCCCUUCACCUACCAAAUCAGAAACACCACUGUAUUCUCAGCAUUCUAAUACUGCAACAUUACAUAAUUCUAGAAAUAUAUUAAACAUGGCAUCGAAUUACGAGACACCAAAUGAUUUGGUCGCCGCAAGCUUAGCACAGUUGGCUGAUCAGCUAGCACCUAAUUUUAUACAAACUGAUUUGACUAACAUUUUUCAACAGCAGACUGGUGAUAAUAAUAAUCGAAGCUCUACUAUUCAUCAAAUCCUUUCUGAAAAGAGUGGAGAACAAAAAAAUAAUUCAUGUGAAACAAGUGUAAGUGGUUACACAAAUAACUUCAAUGCAUCGCGUUCGUUGGAAGCACAUAAUCAAGAAAUUGCAGGCAGCACUAAAAAUAAAGCGGAGCCGUCGAGACUUUCUCCACCUGUACUUUUCUCAUCUAAUAACACAAGUUUAUAUAAAACAAAGCUUAUGAAAGAAUUGGAUAAUAUAAAAAAUGAUCCCUUAAAAAUGAAUGAACUUAUGCGCUCUCCGGAAUAUGCUGCUCUCCUCUUACAUCAGGCGGAAGCGCUUGGUGCAACUACACUCGGCACGCUUGGUUUAGGAUCUGAUUUAAAUUUUUUAACAGGCACUACCCUUGGACCUAAAGCCGAUCAAACGCAGACUCCCGACUAUAAUAAUUUAUCUCAAGUUUCAAAAUUUCUUGGGUAUGAAUCUUGUAUGCAAUUGGCAAAAGCAGAUGAUUUCAGCGCUUUUAUACAACAACAAAUGGGCGCUGUGGCAGCUGCAGCAUUGGUAAAUGUGUCCCUUUCAUCAAAAAAGCAAAAACAGUCAGAAUCUCAAGUUCAAGCGAACUACGGUUCAUUUUUACAAACAUAUUCAAAACUUUUUGAAAAUGAAAAUAAUUUUCGUUGUGAGUCGGUUGAAGGAAAGUCCUUAAAUAACCCACAUAAUGAAUUAUCUGCUUUGCUUUCAGUAGGAGCUGAUACUGACCUGUCUUCAUUUGAUUCCAAACUGAAGACCAAAGAUAUUUCUUCACAAAUCCAACAAAAGCAAAGUGAAAAUCAAAAUCAGACUGAUAGUUCAUUUCUUUAUCACCAAAAUAAGGCUGCUUCUCACUUGAGUUCACUAUUUUCAUCUUCAACACCGAUAGCUAAUCUAUCAUCUUCUAAUAAAUUGUGCAAUAGUACAAAUUCGACGAAUAUAUCUGCCAUUGCAGAGUCCCCUAACUUCUUUAAUGCUUUUUCCCAGGAAAAAACGCAAGAAUAUCCCUUCUUUCAGCAGCAACAUAUUAAGCAAGACGGAAAUUUUUUUCUUUCGCCCGCUGCGAUGUUAAAAAUUCAGAAGGAUUCGCUAUCUGCAAUGAUGAUGAAACCACCUAAAUCAACCUCAUCAACUGCUGCGACAAUAUCUCGUUUACGUGAAGCUUCAACGCCUCCAGCGCUAGGUCCAACUAAAGGCAGCUCUGCCAAUAGUGUGAAAUAUAAUUAUAGUGCAAUAGACUUGGCAGUUUCUAGUAUUCAGUCCAACACAUCUGCUCCGAUUCCGGUGGGAGAUAGUAACAAUUUGAUAUCACAACGAAGGCCUUCAAAUACACCACCUGUUGAUCUCAGCCGUCUUUAUAGCGAAGGCCAACCUUCAUCCGUAAUUGGUUCCCUGAAAAAACGUAUGGAAUUCUCAUCCAUAGCAGAACUAGCUGCUCCCCCGCCAACAAAAAUUUCAAAGGAAUUAAAUUAAAUGAAUACAGUCUUUGAACUACACUGAAAUAAAUAUUCAGAAUAAUAUAUUUUAAACGUGAAAUAUAUGUUAUUCCCUGUUUUGAAAAAAAUUUAGAAUAUCAUCAAUUUAUGUAUUUGGUAAAAAAUAAUAAAUGUAUUGUAUUUUUUUUUUAUAAAUAUUCUGGUUUUGUGUGCUUUGUAUGUUUUUUUUUUAACUUAAGAAGUGAAUGCAAAAAUGUAUAAACAAAUAAAUAUACCAAAAGUAAAACGUUUUGGAAAAAUAAAAAUAUAAAUGGAACUGGCACCGAUUUGAAAGUUUGUCAAAUUUGGAUCCAAUCGAUAUUUUCAACAAAGGAAA